UGGGACUUGGCAGUGCGAGUUAAGCCCUGAUCGAUUGCGGGCGCUCGGACUCAGUAUGGAAAAUCUCCUCGGGGUCCUGGGAUUUCUGCUGCUGGCUUCAGGACUGCCGCUCCAGGAGGCCAAGCGAUUCCGUGACGUGCUGGGCCACGAGCAGUCUCCAGGUCACGUGAGGGAGCAAAAUCAAUUACGUGGCUGGUCUUCUGAUGAAGCGGAGUGGAAUGAAAACCUGUACCCGGUGUGGAAGAGGGGAGAUGGCAGAUGGAAGAACUCCUGGGAAGGAGGCCGUGUGCAAGCAGUCCUAACCAGUGACUCCCCAGCUCUGGUGGGAUCCAAUGUCACGUUUGUGGUGAACCUGGUGUUCCCCAGAUGCCAGAAGGAAGAUGCCAAUGGCAACAUCGUUUAUGAGAAGAACUGCAGAAAUGAUUUGGGGUUCACUCCUGACCAAUACGUCUACAACUGGACAGCAGGCGCAGAGGGUGGUGACUGGGAAGGCGGCACCAGCCAGAGCCAGCACCUGGCGUUCCCCGACGGGAAGCCCUUCCCUCGCCCCCACGGAUGGAAGAAGUGGAGCUUCGUCUACGUCUUUCACACACUUGGUCAGUAUUUCCAAAAACUGGGUCGGUGUUCAGCACGGGUUUCUGUAAACACAGUCAAUAUGACACUUGGCCAUCAGGUCAUGGAAGUGACUGUCUUUCGAAGACACGGCCGGACAUACAUUCCCAUCGCGCAGGUGAAAGACGUGUAUGUGAUAACAGAUCAGAUCCCUGUAUUUGUGACCAUGUCCCAGAAGAACAACCGGAACUCGUCCGAGGGAACCUUCCUCAGAGACCUCCCCAUUGUGUUCGAUGUCCUCAUUCAUGAUCCCAGCCACUUCCUCAACGACUCUGCCAUUUCCUACAAGUGGAACUUUGGGGACAACACUGGCCUGUUUGUCUCCAACAAUCACAGUUUGAAUCACACGUAUGUGCUCAACGGAACCUUCAAUCUUAACCUCACAGUGCAAGCUGCAGUGUCUGGGCCAUGCCCUUCACCUUCACCUCCCACUUCACCAACUUCACCUCCAACUUCACCAUCUUCACCACCAACUUCACCAACUUCACCUCCAACUUCACCAUCUUCACCACCAACUUCAUCACCAACUUCACCUCCAACUUCACCAUCUUCACAACCAUCUUCAUCACCAACUUCACCUCCAACUUCACCAUCUUCACCAGCAACUUCACCAGCUUCACCCACACCGCCAACACCCAGCCCCUCUUUAAUGCUUACAGGUUACAACUCCAUGGAGCUGAGUGACAUUUCCAGCAAAAGCUGCCAGAUAAACAGAUACGGUUACUUCAGAGCCACCCUCACAAUCGUAGAGGGAAUCCUAGAAGUCAGCAUCAUCCAGAUAGCAGAUGUCCCAAUGCUCAUGCCACGGCCUGACAACUCCCUGAAGGACUUCAUUGUGACCUGCAAAGGGACCAUUCCCACGGAAGUUUGUACCAUCGUCUCUGACCCUACCUGCCAGGUGGCCCAGACCAGGGUCUGCAGCUCCGUGGCUCUGGACGAGCUGUGCCCGCUAUCCGUGAGAAGAGCCUUCAAUGGGUCUGGAACGUACUGUGUGAACAUCACUCUGGGUGAUGGCACAAGCCUGGCCCUCACCAGCGCCCUGAUCUCUAUCCCUGGCAAAGACCCAGUCUCCCCGCUGAGAAUGGCGAAUGGUGCCUUGAUCUCCAUCGGCUGCCUGGCCGUGUUUGUCACCAUGGUUACCAUCUUGCUAUACAAAAAACACAAGGCUUACAAACCUAUAGGAAACUGCCCUGGGAAGACGGUCAAAGGCAGAAGCCUGAGUGUUUUCCUCAGCCGUGCAAAAGCCCCAUUCUUCCGAGGAAACCAGGAGAAGGAUCCGCUGCUGCAGAGCAAGCCAGGAAUGCCCUAAGUCUUAAGCCUUAUUUCUGACCAGGAUCCUACUCCGGUGUGUUUACGUGAGCUGCGCAGAAGCACGUGACUGGUAACUCUCAUUUCUGAAGGAUUAUUGUGAAAUAUAUAUCAUGGCUUGGGGAGGCUAGUUCAAUGGCACGUUGGAGAAGAAGAAACGACCUCGUGUUUUAUCCCAUUUGUGUUGUGGCUUUUACACUGUUAGGAGGAUGGGCUUACUGUGUCUGAGGACCGAGGGAGACGUCGCCGCCCCUGAAGGCUCUGGGUUAACUGAGAGAGGAGAUCACCUGCUUCUAGCUUUCCACAUAACCACGUGCAUGAGCCAGCUAGUCCUGACCUGAAACCAGGUCCAUCUAACUGCAUUUCAGCGCACUGAGCAUGCCUGAGCUCCUGGCAGAACGAUAAUACAAGCCUUUUGUAUGGUGUAUGUGUGUACAUAUUACGCUCAUGAAAGAGACAGCCUAACAAGCUGCUGUGGUUAUUCUAUCAGGGAAAACUUUCCCUGUCUAGUUGACUGACACACUCAUCCAUUCAUCUAGCCAUGAGCAUUUAUUUAGUGCUUUCUGAAUACCGACCAUGAUGCUGGGACUUGGGCUUGCCCCCAGAGCUGAGGCUCUCCUGUGCACAUCUGGCUCUUGGUGUGUGCUGGUGUGUGCACGUAGAAUCAUGUGCUAUGGUUUUCUAAGGGAGGCCACUUCUUUUCCUACCAGUUAAUGUGUGAAAACUCAUACAGGAAAUAAUCAAGGCGCUCACUUCUGUUUGUAACUCAAGUCCUGUGCCAAUGACAUUCUCUUUUCUACUUCCUGGAAAAAUAAAAUGUGGGCUGCGAUGAGCCCUUGGUGGUGGUAUUAUUUCUAAUGUAUUGUUUGCUUUUCAGUUACAUUUAUGAUUUUAGUAAUAAAGUCUUUUAAUG
Molecule: messenger RNA, 2833 nt
Organism: Microtus oregoni (creeping vole)
Lineage: Eukaryota; Metazoa; Chordata; Mammalia; Rodentia; Cricetidae
Gene: Gpnmb
Product: glycoprotein nmb
Exons: 11
Coding region: 56-1921 (621 amino acids)
Biological process (GO): cell adhesion
Molecular function (GO): integrin binding
Source: RefSeq, a predicted model, not a curated record